ACGUUUCAAUACGAUUAUUUCGACUGAUAUUCAAUGUCUCUAUUUCGAAAAGAAUAUCAUUUCUUAAAGUUAGAAGAUAAUAUAAAAUAGAUACAUACGACCUAAAUUGAUCAAGUCAUUGACUGUAAUCGCAGCUUUCUGAAGCGAUUCAUCGACUCCCUUCUUUUGAGACAGGUGAUGUUUUGUACGGCAAUCAGCACACAGCACUUUAUCGCAAUGUAAACAUGUACGUACUUCCGUUGUUUCCUUGCACUGUGCACAUUGAGCUUGAAUUGUCGAUGGUGAUUCAUCAGUAAUGACGGAAUACGGGUCUCGGCUACAUUCAAGACGAACAAAUACAUAUACGUUUCGAGCAAAAAACGACGAGAGAAAAAUUUUGCUACAUCGUUACGGAAUGUUUUUUCACCGUAACUACGCAAUGAUACAGAAUCUGCUGGAUCUUUCGCGUGGCAAUUGCAAAAAAUCGAAAAAUUUGAGACCAUGCCGAAAAUGAAUUACGUGGGUCUUUCAAUAAGUAUCCGGACUGGUUUUAUUAUUAAACAAUAAGAAGCGUUGUUGUUCUUAGCUUUUAGUCUAUGUGUAGGUGGAACAGUGCUCCAUCUAUAGGUAUCAUAAUCAUUAGGCAAUGAAAUAGCUAUGCACGAAUAUAACGAUUUUUGUCAGAUCACCCUUUAUACACUGAUGGAAAAUCAAAAGUUUGAGCAUCGCUCAGUAAUAAAGUUUCUUAUUUUGGAAGGACAAUCUCCAUCCAAUAUUUAUGAACGUAUGGUGGUAGUUUAUGGUGACUAUGUUCCAUCACGUACAACAGUUUUUGAAUGGAUUCGUCGUUUUAAAGACGGACAAUUAAAUGUUGAAGAUAGUCCUAAAUGUGGUCGACCAAUUACUACAACAGACGAUCAAACUAUUAAAGCUGUUGAAUGUCUAAUUAUCGAAGAUCGUCGAAUUACAAUUCAGCAAAUAGCAGAUGCCCUUGGCAUUUCAACCGGCACGGUACAUGAUAGUAUACAUGAACAUUUACAUAUGACUUAA
Molecule: messenger RNA, 1029 nt
Organism: Rotaria sp. Silwood1
Lineage: Eukaryota; Metazoa; Rotifera; Eurotatoria; Philodinida; Philodinidae
Source: the annotation of a GenBank genome assembly